AUGGAAAGACCUGACCCAAAUAUAUGGUGCUUCGAAGGCAUAUUAUUGGAACCAGGGAUGCGAUUACGUAUGUGUCCCCAAACGCCGCAUUGGGUUGUAACUGUCAAGCCGUCGAUUUGCAGGGGAGGACAUUUCUAUUGUUUCUCUACUCUAGGGGAGACUGUUAUUGGUUUAUACCGCACUUGGGCUUUAGGGGGCGUAAUAACUAACACAAACCAUGAUCCCUCCCGGUUACUGUUAAUCCGUAUAAUGUACCUCUGGCACCGACACUUUGUUCUCGAAGAAAAGGUCACGGGCUAUCUAUCCAAUCAUAUACCAAACCUCGAAUGCUUUGAUGACAUUUUGGUGGUUUUCACCUUAGCCAUUGCAAUGGAGCUGCUCAAUGUCGUUGAUUAUCAGACCUACCGUGUCGAAACAAACCUCAGUGAUCACAAUUCUGAAUUGCAGGCUGAACCCGGGCUUCCGUCUCUUCUACUCUUGCAGUAUGUCGAUGCACGUGCAAAAAGCCCUCAAUUGCUCCACUUCUUCUUCUCUAACUUCGAAUUCAUUGAUGACUCUGACGUUGCUAUCGAUGGACCCAAAGAAAUUUACUAUCCAUUUUUCGCGCAACACGCUGCUGCUUUGUUCAGUAUGAAAAAAAAAGGAUAUAACCAAGGGAUCCGAGGAGCUAGGGACUGUACUAUGCUCAAAUUCGACCACGAACUACAAUUGGCUAUCGCUGGAUCAACCUACUUCAAAGAAGCUAUGGUUCAAUUGAAGCAGGAACCUGAUACCUUCGAGUGGAGUGAUGGGAAAUAUACAAUUCGUCGUCUUUCGACUCCAAUUCCGUGCUCUGCCGACUGGUGGCUACCACUUUUAUCUAUAACCUAG
Messenger RNA from Laccaria bicolor S238N-H82, 870 nucleotides. RefSeq lists its product as uncharacterized. The transcript is spliced from 3 exons. The coding region runs from base 1 to 870 and encodes 289 amino acids. The record is from RefSeq and is a predicted model, not a curated record. Lineage: Eukaryota; Fungi; Basidiomycota; Agaricomycetes; Agaricales; Hydnangiaceae.